AUGUGGAGAGAUCGGACCAAUCUCUACAUCUCCUACCGCCAAUCUUACGCUCGUCACCCCACGAAAAGGCCUAGAUAUCCAACAACAUCCAAUGGCUUUACAGAUCAAGGGUCCGAGGAGACCAGAGGUCUUAUGUCGGCUGGCGCAUACGACACGGAUGGAGACGCUGUCAUUGAAAUGGACCUACUUCCGCCGCGCUGGAUCGAUGUGCAAGAGGAGGUGGAUGAUGUGCUCAAGGAUAUCACCCUAAAAGGUGCCAAACUGGACAAGCUUCACGCGAAACACGUCCUGCCCGGGUUCGACGACGAGUCUAUCAAACAGCAAGAAGAGCGUGAGAUAGAGAAACUGACGCAGGAUGUCACCAGAGGGUUUCAGGAGUGUCAGAAGGCCAUUAAGCGUAUCGAGACCAUGGUCACAGAGGCAAAACAGACUGGCAACUUGCAGAAAGGCGAGGAGACCAUGGCGAAAAACAUGCAAGUUGCUUUAGCCUCCAGAGUCCAGGAAGUGAGUGCUACAUUCAGGAAAAAGCAAAGCACCUAUUUGAACAAACUUCGAGCGCUCGGUGGGUUCGAGUCGCCCAUGGGAAGGGCUUCAACCCCAGUACAGAAUCCAUACUCAGACCCUGCGUUGAUGGAAUCCGACGCCGACAAAAGGUUCAGCCAAUCCACGCUUCAACAGACAGCGCAAAAACGACUACGCACCAACGAUACUGCCAUUGCACAACGGGAACAAGAGAUCAACGACAUCGCAAAAGGUAUCAUCGAACUGGCCGACAUAUUCCGCGACCUUCAGGCUAUGGUCAUUGAUCAGGGCACCAUGCUUGACCGGAUAGACUAUAACGUCGAGCGAAUGGUGACAGAUGUGAAAGGUGCCGAGAAGGAGCUCAUCGUUGCCACAAACUACCAACGCCGCAACACAAAACGGAAGAUUUUGCUGCUCUUACUUCUCCUGGUUAUUGGCAUGUUCAUUCUACUUCUGGUCAAACCCAAAAAGCGCUCGCAGGACGCACCGCCGAGUUCUCCUGAUCUGCCGGGAAGUCCGCCUUGA
Molecule: messenger RNA, 1047 nt
Organism: Capronia epimyces CBS 606.96
Lineage: Eukaryota; Fungi; Ascomycota; Eurotiomycetes; Chaetothyriales; Herpotrichiellaceae
Product: syntaxin 16
Exons: 3
Coding region: 1-1047 (348 amino acids)
Biological process (GO): vesicle-mediated transport; intracellular protein transport; vesicle fusion
Cellular component (GO): endomembrane system; SNARE complex; membrane
Molecular function (GO): SNARE binding; SNAP receptor activity
Source: RefSeq, a predicted model, not a curated record